Messenger RNA from Thunnus maccoyii (southern bluefin tuna), 1743 nucleotides. Its product is annotated as trans-1,2-dihydrobenzene-1,2-diol dehydrogenase-like. The coding region runs from base 229 to 1275 and encodes 348 amino acids. The record is from RefSeq and is a predicted model, not a curated record. Gene Ontology annotation, molecular function: nucleotide binding. NCBI's taxonomy places the organism in Eukaryota, Metazoa, Chordata, Actinopteri, Scombriformes, Scombridae. The transcript is spliced from 8 exons.
AUGUAUAAAGAGAGUUCUCUUUAUCAUCCAUGGUUCAAAUGUGGUCACUUCUGGCUCCAAAAAUCCAAGAUGGCUACGGCCAAAAUGCAAACUCGAGGCUUCAAAAGGUGGACGGAAACCAAUGGAUGACGUCACGGUGGCUACGUCCAUUUUCUUAAAAAACAGUCUGUCAACACAACGCCGGUUACCCAACAACUGAACCUGACAUAGCACCGGCGCUAGCUUGCAAUGGCAACACGCUGGGGGAUAUGCAGUGCAGGCAAGAUUAGUCAUGACUUCUCGGUUGCUUUACGGACCCUAACUCCCGAGGACCACGAGAUAGUGGCUGUUGCAGCAAGGAAUCUGCAGCAUGCUCAAGAAUUUGCCAAAAAGCACAACAUCCCUCGAGCAUAUGGAAGUUAUGAUGAGCUGGCACAAGAUCCAGAUAUUGAUGUGGUUUACAUUGGCACCAUCCAUCCUUACCACCUGAGUACUGGCAAGCUUUUUAUGAAGUCCAAAAAGAAUGUACUCAUCGAGAAGCCCUUGGCCAUGAAUUCAAGGGAGGUGAAGGAACUCAUCACUGCAGCCCGAGACAACAGUGUCUUUCUCAUGGAGGCAAUCUGGACACGUUUCUUCCCUGUAUCCCUGGAAGUGAGGAGGCUGCUGGGCCAAGGUGAGGUGGGUGAUGUUCAGAUGGUAAGGGCUGAUCUGGGGGCUCCUCUCACCCACAUCCCCCGCCUGGCUGAGAGGGAGCUCGGUGGAGGGGCACUGCUGGACCUGGGCAUCUACUGUUUGCAAUUUGUCUUCAUGGUCUUUAAUGGUGAAAGGCCUGAGUCCAUCCAAGCCACAGGACAUUGCAUAGACUCAGGUGUUGAUGGAACUGCAGUUUUGGUCCUGAAGUUCUCAGGAAACAGACUAGCCAUUUGCACUUGUUCCAUCACUAUGAUGUCGACCUGUGAUGCUGUUAUCAUUGGGACCAAAGGCACCAUUAAGAGUCCUGCACCAGACAGCAACAGCAACCAAGAUUGCCAGGUACCCAACCAUAUGUGGUGCCCCACAACCUUGGAGGUGAAUGGUAAAGAGACAGGUUUCCCCCUGCCCGAGGCUGGCAUGCAGCUAAACUUCACCAACAGCACAGGUCUACGAUACGAAGCUGAGGAGGUCCGUCGCUGUCUGCUGAAAGGACUGAAGGAGAGUCCAGGGAUGCUGUGGGCUCACUCCAGCCUGUUAGCAGAAGUUAUAGAUGAGGCCAGAAGACAGCUGGGGGUGACAUAUGACCAGGACAACAUUCAGUGAUGUAUUCUCAAUGAUGUGGUGUAAUUUCAUUUAGUCGGCUGUGACAUGAUUUUUAAACAGUGUACACAGUAAUAAUGGACUGAGUUAACAAGAGUGAAACUGAACAGGCCUUUUUCACAGUGUUACUAGUAACAAGUAUCUAUUCAAGUGUCCCAGUAACAAUGGCAACAUGCACAAUACCAGAAAUGUGAAACUGAAGUAGAUAAAUGGCAUUCAGCCAUUAUUAGUUUUUAUUAAUCAUGCCAAUGUUUUUCCUACUGUGACAUAUGAAACUGUCAUCUGUGGGGAAAAAGCCUAUUGAGAUUAUUUGUAAUAGUAACCUUUUUCAGUUAAAGUUUGAAUUUUCAUCCAUUCAUUUUCAAGUAUUUUGUACAAAUUUAAUCAAGUUUUCAUCUGAGUUUAUUUGCUUAAAGAUCCCCUCCAGACAUGUUUUAAGGUGUAUAUUAAAUACUCUACUCUGAGUAAUAA